UAAAAAAUUUGAGUAUAAAAAGAGUGAACUUUCUUUGGUUUCGUGUGGAAGAAGGUACUUCAUCUCCCUCCAUGACGAAAAACUGAAAAUUUCCACGACCCUUUUCCUUCUCUUUCUCCUUCAAACAUCUAACAAUGGCAGCCAUGGAUGAUGAUGAAGCCUACAUUCUCCAACUCGCACUGGACGAGCAAAGGAAGGAACUCAUGGCCGCUCAAACCCUAGACUCCGACCUCGACUUGGCUUUCCAUAUUCAAAUGCAAGAAGCCAUGACCUCCUCUCUUGUUCUCCACAACAACAACAAAUCCACCUCCUCGACGAAGAUGGACACCGAAGACGACGUCGUUCCGGCUGGGGAUGUCAAAGACGACGACGUUUUGGGCGUUGCUUCGUCGCUUUUGUUGAGAGAUUUGGAAUGUUACAUGCAGGAGUACGGUGAUCGGAAACGAUCGAGUGAGGAAUGGAGAAUGGCUAGGGAGGAUCUGGACCGUCGGAUUCAUGAUCAGAAGGUUGCGUCUGAAAUAGAGACUUUGCCAGAGGAUUAUUGGUCGAGUUACGGAGAUUGGUUUGAGAAACCUUACGGUAAUAAUAGCAAGGGUGCCUCGUCCUCUUCUUCUUCGAUGGUUGGGUCAGAGGUGUUGAGAUUGUACUUCAAGGGUUUGGUGAGCGAGGAGAUGAUUAGGGAUUCGAAGGUGGUGGUGGCUGGUGCUGGGAUUGCGAUUUGUGAUGGUAAAGAUAAUUUGCUUUUCCAUUCGAGGAAGAAUCUGAAGGUUUUGAGCUCUGAAGCGGCAGAGUUGGAAGCUCUGAUUGAGGGUUUAGACAAGGCAUUGGCUUUGGACUUGAAAAGUCUCACCUUUUUUUGCGAGGAUAAUUCACUUUACCAUUAUAUUACCGGGAAACUGUUUCCAAGAAAUAGCCAAAUCACAACAUUAGUCAAUCAAGUGGAUCUUCUUCGUAGGAAGUUUACCUAUUGUGUUCCAUCCCUCCUCACAACCCCAAACAGCAUUAAGUUUGCUUAUAAAUCUGCUCGAGAUGCUGUUGUUGCUCAGAUUGCCUGGACAGAAGAAACUUGCAAUGGCAAGACUAAAAGAGAAACAUGCACAAUUUGUAUGGAAGAUAAAGAUGUUGCUGAGAUGUUUUCGGUUGAUGGUUGUCUGCACAGGUACUGUUUUACUUGUAUGAAACAACAUGUGGAAGCAAAGUUGCAUGAUGGAAGGGUAGCCAAGUGCCCACAUGCUGAAUGCAACUCUGAGGUAGCUAUUGAUAGUUGUGAGAAAUUUUUGCCACCUGAGUUAGUGAAGGUUAUGGAUCAACGAAUGAAAGAAUCUGCUAUUCCCACUACACAGAAAGUUUAUUGCCCAGAUCCCAAAUGCUCUGCCUUAAUGUCAAAGAAUGAGGUUUUGGAAUAUACCAAGACUUCAUUUGUUGGUGCUGAACGCUCUGGUGCGAGGAAAUGCAUGAAAUGUCAAAAGUUCUUCUGUAUCGAUUGCAGAGUCCCCUGGCACUACAAUAUGUCUUGCAAUGACUACAGAGAGACGAGUUCGUAUCCCCGUGGAGAUGAACAACUACUGAAGUCUCUUGCAUCAAAAAGGUUGUGGCGUGAGUGCGCUAAGUGUAACCAUAUGGUUGAACUGUUAGAGGGCUGCUACCACAUCACUUGCAGAUGUGGAUACGAAUUUUGCUAUACCUGUGGAGCUGAAUGGAAGAACAAGAAACCAACUUGUAGAUGUCCAAUUUGGAAUGAGCGCAACAUCAUUCGACAACCGCAACGACAACGACAACGACAAAGACAAAGACGGUGACUAGAGCGAUCCCAACUAUGAAUGGGAGAACAUGCAGGUCUGUGAUGGAUGAUGUCUCUCAUUCAUUUGUGAUUUUAAGUGAUGAAGUAAUUAGGCUUCUAUGCUCAUCGACUCUACUUUAGCUUUUCGAUCUAUAGACUGCUUUGUUAUUAAGUAGCUUUUCAUACAAAUUUGGCUAUUUAAACGUGGGAAUGGAUGAACAUGUGUUCUAGCUUUGCAGAAAGUGGUUCUUCUAGAUUUUAUGAUAUUGUCUUCUUUUGUGUUAUAUCCAUUCCUGUCGUUUUCUAAUUUUAUUUAGGAAUUUUCUUUAGGAAAAGUAUGGUGAGAUGGUAUUGGAGUUUUAUAUUUAAAUGAAUUAGUGAUGAAUUGAGUAGUUUA
Cannabis sativa is the source of this 2177-nucleotide messenger RNA. RefSeq names its product E3 ubiquitin-protein ligase RSL1. Gene Ontology annotation, molecular function: zinc ion binding; nucleic acid binding; ubiquitin protein ligase activity. Bases 135 to 1799 code for a protein of 554 amino acids. NCBI's taxonomy places the organism in Eukaryota, Viridiplantae, Streptophyta, Magnoliopsida, Rosales, Cannabaceae. Gene Ontology annotation, biological process: positive regulation of proteasomal ubiquitin-dependent protein catabolic process; protein polyubiquitination; ubiquitin-dependent protein catabolic process. The record is from RefSeq and is a predicted model, not a curated record. Gene Ontology annotation, cellular component: ubiquitin ligase complex; cytoplasm. The transcript has 3 exons.